AAAGUGAUGGGUGUGGAAGAGUGUUGGAGGGCUUGGAUGGCGUUCCGUGAGAGGAAUGGAUUCGUGGAUGAUCAGUUUGAGGUGUAGAGGGAUCGAGAGGAUUUCAGGGGUAGGAGAGUUGGGUUUUAGAACGAUUGCUGAUUGCUAAGGAGUGGAGGAUGCGCGAGGGACAGUGGUCGGCGCUUGGUGCUGCGACUGAUGGAGGCGAGUAUGAGGCGUGGAGUGAGAGCUUGCGGCAGAUACUUGAGGAAGAGCAUGAGGGGAAUGAGGAGAACGAGGAGGUGGAAACCGAUGAGGAAGACGAGGCUCCAACGCCCGAAACAGUCAAUGCCAAAAGAAAUAUCGCUUAGAGAGUAUCAAAUAUACAACACACUUAGCCUACAUGGCGAAAUUGGCUUGAGUAAUGGCAGAGGUUGCGUGGGUAGCGGUCAACUACAAAGCACAGCGUGCCAGAAUCCCCACCAUACGAUUCGCAGCACUACCGCUCCAACGACAACCCCGUCACCACACCAUCGACCCGACAAAAACAAGGCAGACACAGUCCAGACCAGCAAAAACUACGACGUUGGCAGGACUCGAACCUACGCUCCCGAGGGAAACAGAUUUCAAGUCUGUCGCGAUAACCACUCCGCCACAACGCCAAUAAUGAUAAUCGCCACCCAAAUUAACACAUUAAUAUAUUAAAUUUAAUACCUUCGCUGCUGUGAAAAGUGUUGACUCAGGGCUGGCGGGGAGCGGCGUGUAGCGCAGGAUAAUAGCGUUGAGGACUGGCUUAUGUGGGUCUGCGGGGCUGUGCAGAGGCGUGG
Didymella exigua CBS 183.55 is the source of this 806-nucleotide messenger RNA. RefSeq lists its product as uncharacterized. Lineage: Eukaryota; Fungi; Ascomycota; Dothideomycetes; Pleosporales; Didymellaceae. The coding region runs from base 199 to 684 and encodes 161 amino acids. The transcript has a single exon. The record is from RefSeq and is a predicted model, not a curated record.